This is a messenger RNA of Metschnikowia bicuspidata var. bicuspidata NRRL YB-4993, 2775 nucleotides long. It is a transcript of the gene GYP2, whose product is annotated as Gyp2p. The record is from RefSeq and is a predicted model, not a curated record. Gene Ontology annotation, molecular function: calcium ion binding. Bases 1 to 2775 code for a protein of 924 amino acids. NCBI's taxonomy places the organism in Eukaryota, Fungi, Ascomycota, Pichiomycetes, Serinales, Metschnikowiaceae. The transcript has a single exon.
AUGUCCUUUUUCGGCAGUAUCCGUGAGAAGGCAAUCAACACCUUCAAGCAGGCGGUCGAGCGGAACAAUCAAACUGGCCUCAACAAAGAUGAGUUAUUCUGCAAAGAGCACCGGCUUCCACCCGGAGAAACUGUAAUAAACGAGUCUGCCGUCGAGGUCAGCUACGGUACCGAAGUCGUCAAGGACGCAUACAAAAACUUGCGGUACCCACAAGGACGGCUCUAUCUAACGCAGCGAUUUUUGGUGUUCCAGGAUGUGUUUGAUGGUCGGAAUUGUUCGUUUGUCGUGCAUCUCUCUACAUUCAAGAAAGUGGAGCGGCUCCCCACCAGCUCGUAUGGGUUUGCACUUGAACUAAUCACGCACUCCAAGCUAUGCCUCAAACUAUAUUUAGUUGGGCUCCGCUCCGAGAGCGAGAGAUUCACGUUGCAGUUGAGAACUGCAUUGAAGGCCAAUUUGGCCAGCGUGAAAAACCUCCAACCGUUCAUAAAGUCCUGCUACUCGGAGUACCUACUUGCAAAAAACAAAGUGUCCUCGGAGAACGUAGAGAAAAUGCCUCCGGGCGGGCUCGGGCUCGACUUUAAGUUUCCGGGAAACCCGAAGGAAUUGCGUGAUCGAUCGAAGAUGAAACUAUGGUUCGACCUUUUUCGCUCCGAGGGCCGGAACCUUGCUUUGGUAAGAACCCCCAUGUUUUACAAACUCGUGCGUGUGGGCUUGCCUAAUCGCUUGCGAGGAGAAAUCUGGGAGUUAUGUUGUGGGUCGAUGUUUAUUAGAGUAGAUCUGGCAGGCGUGUACGAUUCACUCAUACGUGAUCAUGUAGGCCAGAGAUCUCUUGCAAUCGAUGAAAUUUCGAAAGACCUAUAUAGGUCUCUACCUGAAUAUGCGGCAUAUCAAGAACCUGAGGGUAUCGAACGCUUGCGUCGUGUCUUGGUUGCGUAUUCAUGGAAGAAUCCAGAAAUUGGCUAUUGCCAGGCAAUGAACAUCGUUGCUGCUGCGUUGCUCAUUUACAUGUCUGAAGAACAAGCCUUCUGGUGUCUUAGCACCAUCUGCGAAAGAAUUGUACCGGGGUACUACUCGAAGACUAUGUACGGCACGCUCUUGGACCAGCGAGUGUUUGAGUCUCUAGUCGAAGAAAAAAUUCCCAUUCUCUGGAGCCAUAUGCUCAAAUAUGACAUUCAGCUCUCGGUUAUUUCCUUGCCAUGGUUCCUAUGUCUCUACUUGACGUCCAUGCCCUUGAUAUUUGCCUUCAGAAUUUUGGACGUGUUUUUCCUACAGGGCCCGAAGACCUUGUUUCAAGUUGCGCUUGCCAUUCUCAAAAUCAACGGUGAAGAACUUUUGCAGGCCGAAGAUGAUGGCGCGUUCUUUCUGAUUCUCAAAGAGUACUUCAAUACCUUAGACCAACCCGCCCAUCCGGGAUCAAAUAGUCCGAAGGUUGCUCUGGCAACGAAGUUUCAAGAGCUUCUUGUUGUUGCCUUCAAAGAGUUUUCUGUCAUCACCGAAGAGACAAUCGAAAAACACAGGACGAAGCAUAGAAACACGAUCUUCCAAAACAUAUCAUCUUUUGUGAAGAGAACAGAAGUGAGGAAUCUCCCAAAGACCAUGAACUUUAGUCCUGAAAUUGUGGGGUUGAUUUACGACCGCUUUUACUCAAUUGUGCAGUCUCAAAUCACUGUCGGUUCAGGGUCGAGCUUCAUGGACUUCGAUGCUUUCAAGGUCUUCAUGAUACAAGUGUGCGACUUUGUGGACGAAGAGACUAGUGAGGAAGUAACGCUGAAACAGGAAAAGUUCUUGAAACGCUUGUUCAUAAAAUGGGAUACUCGAAAUACAGGUGAUUUGUCACUUGCGGAUCUAGUCGUUGGGCUACACAAGCUAAUGGACCCGGAUUUAUUGACAUCCAUUUCAAAUUUCUUCCAUCUUUAUAGUCUUGAUGACAAUGUGGAUCGAGAAGGAAUUCUUGACAUAUCGGAGGACUUGUUAUUCAUCACAAGUCCAUGGAAGGAAGGUCGUCUUUUGGACUCUCUCACAACAGUUGCUAUUGAAAAUGCUAUGGCCGACGAAAUUUACAGACAACAACAGGAAAAAGGGUCCAAUGGAGAAGAGAUUUCUUUACCAAAGGGUAUUGAUAUCGAUAGAGAAAAGAUCGAAAACGAACAGCUCGAACGAUAUUUAUCAUCAGCAAGCACCUUUAUUCAGCGGGCAUUCGAAUAUGCACAACCCAAAGAAGAGGUAAAACUACUUGAAGACUUACCUGUUGACCAUAGGCUUACUCAUAACGCUGCCCUCAAUCCCAAUACCCCGGUGUUUUUGAAUCUCCCGACUUUCAGAAUGGUCAUUUUAGCAGAUGAAACAUAUGAGUUAUUUUUUGAUACCACACUACGCGACUCUAUACACUUGGACGAACACUUGGACGCAAGGCUAAACACCAUGCGUAAUUUGCGAGAUAUGUUUGAUGGACUACUAGCUGAUGGUAAAGAAGUUGCUAAAAAGGUGCGUCGUCGCAUGGACUCCGCGGCUCAGCAGCCCCAUGUGCCCCACAAUGACAAUUCGUCAAUUAAGUCAGGCAAAAACUCGAAGCAUACCGACGACGAAGACGAACGCGACGACGACUUUGAUAUUAUUGAUAUUGAUGAUAGGGACAAAGAUCUAUUAUUGGGCGCGGAGGCACAAGCGCUCACAGACCACGUGCAUACUCAGAAGAAUCAGUUGCAAAAAUUUCAUGAGGCUGAGAAAGGAGAAGACCGGCAUGGCUCAAAGAAUAUGAUUGAGUUUGAAUCUUAA